Molecule: messenger RNA, 741 nt
Organism: Psylliodes chrysocephalus
Lineage: Eukaryota; Metazoa; Arthropoda; Insecta; Coleoptera; Chrysomelidae
Source: the annotation of a GenBank genome assembly
AUGUGUGGCGUAACUAUUGUUAUCUGUAAGCUCGCGAUAUAUAAACACUCUUUAAACCAAGCAGCUUUAGGACUUAUAAACGAAACUGAAAUUCUGAAACCGUUACCCAUUUACAUAUGGCGUCCAAUUAAUUCCAAAGAACAUUACUUCGCUGCAUUUAUGUUGGACAUUGUGACGGCAUCUAUUGGUUGUACGUACAACACGUCUACACAGAUGGUUUAUUUAACUAUAUUCACGUUUAUAAUUUGUCAACUGAAGAUUCUCCAAGUUAAAUUCCGAAAUUAUGGGUUUGUUUGUUCUCAGAAAAGUACCGAAGAAGAGAAAUUUUAUUAUCUACGAAAUUUGAUAGUUGAACAUCAAACGAUUAUUUCAUUCGUCAAAGAAUUAGAUGAUAAUAUGAAAUAUUUAUUAUUCUUAGAAUUUACAAUAAAUCCAAUUCAAAUUACUUCGGGCUUAUAUCAAAUAUUAGUGUUUAAAUUAGAUACCAUGCUGCCAUUUAGAAUAGCUAUGCUUUUUUGUAUGGUUCUUCAAAUAUUUGUGUUAACAUGGCAUGGAAAUGAAAUUCAAAUUUACAGCAUGGGCGUAUCACAAGCAGUAUAUGACUGUAAAUGGUAUGAUCUUUCACAAAAAAUUAAACAAUAUUUAUUAAUAAUCAUGAUGAGAGCGCAAAAUCCUUUAACACUUUCUGUAGGACCAUUCUUCGUCUUAACUAAUAGUGCAGCAGUUACUGUAAGUAUCUAU